AAGAUUCUUAUGGUAAUGGAACGAGAUGACAUGUUGAAUAACAAUAACAAUUCACACGUGAACAUCAUAGUAGAGCUAACAACAACUGACAAUCAUUUCUGAGUUUUGAAAGGAAGCAGUAACUUGGUUCAAAGGUCAAUGUGCAGAUCUGCUUAAACAUAAACAUCACUACAUUAUAGGUCAUGUUUAAAAUAUACAAAUCAUUAUUUUGCACUUGUAUUCCUUUUUAGUAUAAGAAGCAUCAAACUUUUGGCAGUCCAAGCAAAUAAUGAAUCAAGCAGAAGACAUUUUUGUAUUCCAUGUAUACACUAAAUGUGAAUGCUGUACCUAGUGCACAGUGCAUGCAGAAAAAUAUUGUAUAAGUAGUAUGGUAACAUGCCAAUCUAAACACAAACAAUGUCUGUCUGUGGGACAGCAGAUGGAGGAUUACAGUGGGUGACCAAAGAGCAUAAGGACACCAGGUGGAAACGUUACACUACAGCUAACGCUGGAUUUCUGGAUUUGAUCUGGAAUCAAGACUCACAAAAAGCUGCAUUUCAGUGAAAUAUAAUUCAGAAUAAUUUUGUAUGCAUUAAGGACCUGGCAAUUGCUAAAAUUCUCUAUAAAUAAACAAAUAUAAAUAUAAAGGGAACUGGCCAAAAGGUUUCUAAGCUUCUCAGAAAACACAUGCUGCAAUGAAACUGCAUGCAUAGGCAAAAGGAAAUUACAACAAUAACAGAAGUUCACUUGUCACUUAGACUAUUUUCCUUAUACAACCCAGUCAACCAAGACCUUGAGAUGGAGGCGAUCAACUUUACCGGCAGCUCUUAUGAGUAUUACUCAUAUGUGUAUGAUGAUGUGCUAAUCUCAAUGUGUGAGGUCGACAACUAUAAAAUGAUCACCGGCGUGUGCUACGCCACAAUCUUCUGCCUCAGCAUCCUUGGAAAUGGCUUCCUCGUGUGUGCGCUCACCUGCUACGAAGGCCUGAAUGGGGCUACCAACCUUUUCAUGUUCUGUUUGGCUCUUUUUGACCUUCUGUUCACACUGACGUUGCCUUUCUGGUGCGUGGAGCUUCUUCAUCAUUGGGUUUUUGGUGACGUCGCCUGCAAGAUCAUGACCGGGGCCUAUUUUGUAGGCAUUUACGGAAGCCUUAUCCUCCUCACGGCCAUGACCCUCGACCAUUUUGUUGUGGUUGUGUUCAGAAGCUACUGGCUAACACGGAGUCAAAGGCUCAAAUUUUCAAAAGUGGCCUGCAUUGGUGCCUGGAUCAUAAGUUUGAUUGCUUGUCGGAGAGAUUUAACAGCCGCAAAUAUCAACACAUACUCUUGUGAAAGCACCAGUAUGUAUGACGAAAAGGCUGUAUAUUAUGCACAGCUCAUUCUGCUGUUCGUCGUCCCGUUUGCAAUCAUUGCUUUCUGUUACACCAAAAUUCUUUUGACCCUCAUGUCAAUGUCGACCAGGCAGAAAUGCAGGACUGUGAUACUGGUGCUGUGCAUUGUUAUAGCUUUCUUCAUAUUCUGGGGGCCCUAUCAUAUCAUCAUCGUGCUCAUGUCAAUCUAUGAUUUUGAUCCCUGCGAACAUUAUCAGCUGCAUGUUGCAUAUAUCAUCUGCAGGAUUCUGGCAUUUUCUCAUUGCUGCAUGAACCCAGCGCUGUAUAUUCUCAUAGGGAAGUACAGAAAUCUCUACAGAGGACCAACAGAUCUGAGCGACUCCUGGGUUCAUCUGUACACGAAUGAAGGAGCUUGAGAAAAAAAGAAGUGCAACAAACAAACAUUGUAGAGCUGAACACACUGAAAACACUGUAAAAAUGAAGCCCAUAAACUUGAUGAAUUUAUCUACUCCCAGAAAAAAAAAAUUGUAAUAGAAUGGUCGUUUAUGGGUUUUUUCUCUUGUUUUCCCCCAAAAAUAAAAAAGGAAUUAUUUACAGUAGCACCAUAUCAUAGUCCAUAUGAAUUAUGUGUCAAUUUCCAAACCAUUUAAAGUCAAACGGAACCUUUAUAUAAAGGAAUAAGUUUGAACCCACAAGGACAUUUAUCCAUUGCAAUGCGAUUGUACCAAAUGUCAUAGCGCUUCAACCCGGUUGGCUGUGCAGUUCGACAUUGCUUGACAUUUCUGAAAUAUUGUCGGACGAUACUUCGUCUGCUAAAAAAAUGUUAAUUAAAAAAAAAAAAAAAAUCCAUAAAAAAACCUUUGCUGUCUCUUUCCUUAAUCCCUCCUGUCUUGUGCUUGUACUAAUCUGAACAAUGUCUGAAACUUUAUAUUCAUGGGUUUCAGUCACGUGAUUUUGUUUUUUUGUUGUUGUUUUGGCCACCAUCUUUAGGACCUUGCAUAACCUCUCCUUGGUGAUCGGAAACCAAAUCAACACUUCACCAACAACAGAAAACAAUGAUUUUCACCAGCACGCAAGACUUAGCCCAGUUUAAUUUCUAUAUCUACUGUACCGUUCAUUAAUAUUUAAUUUACUGUAAAACUGAUAAUAUUACCUAGAGAAAA
This is a messenger RNA of Cyprinus carpio (common carp), 2472 nucleotides long. Its product is annotated as chemokine XC receptor 1-like. Gene Ontology annotation, molecular function: chemokine receptor activity. The record is from RefSeq and is a predicted model, not a curated record. The transcript has 2 exons. Gene Ontology annotation, biological process: chemotaxis; G protein-coupled receptor signaling pathway; immune response. Lineage: Eukaryota; Metazoa; Chordata; Actinopteri; Cypriniformes; Cyprinidae. Gene Ontology annotation, cellular component: membrane. The coding region runs from base 685 to 1725 and encodes 346 amino acids.